AUGAGCGAGGCGACCUUCGUAGCAGACCAGCGGCGACCUGUAGAAGACUUCAUCGCUUUGACAGGUCUUAAGCCGAAAUAUGCGAAUGGAUGUUUUGAACGCUUUGGUGGCUAUGCGCCGGCGUUGGCUUCGUUUGCUCAAUCCUAUGCGAAGUUACCAAACGAAUACUUUGAUGAUGUCGGCAAGGUGGAACAAAACGCUGAGCUAAUUAACGCUGAGCUGAGGCGUAUUUACAGGCGGGCAAGAAAUAUAAAGCAUCAGUCUGGUGAUGAAGACGUAGGAGUCUGGGCCGCCUACUACGCAGACCCCGCCUCAUCAAUGACACCCCGGUCCACUAUCUUGUCUCCCAAGCGCUUGAGAAAAGUAAGCUACUGUGAGCCUUUGCACUUCACCGGACCCUUUCUUGACAUGCCUAUGUUUUGGGAAGCUGAGAUGAAGGGGCAGAGUGUUUUAUUCGGCCUCGAUAAGAGGGUUAUUGAGUGCAAUAAAGUUAGUUUGCGCAAAACGUUGGAACAUUGGGUAACUGCGGCGGUGGCGCGUCGAGACCCUGUUCGGUACGUUGAGGUGCGGAAUUUGGACGAGAAGACGGUUCGUCUAAUUACCAGAGACGCGAAUAACACGUUUUUGCAUCCCGAUCACCGCAAAAAAUUUGUUGCCUUCCUUGCAGCCAUGUAUAAUGAGUUUGAGGUAUAUGGACCGACCAUGAGUUUCCUCGCUGGGGUCUGUAUGUUAGUUCUCAGUGAAGAGGAGACUGCCACAGUGCUUCGUUUGGUUUUGAAUGUAAGAAUUCCUCCCCAUUGGCCAAUGGAAGUUGCCUGUUUUACAACCGCUUCUGCACUUGUAGAGAGUUUCCUGCAGGCACCCUCUUCCUCGGAAAAAAAGCAGUUUGACUUGGGAGAGCAUGCCAACCUGUAUUCUCGCAUGCAGACGAUUAUAAAAGUUCUUUGUGAGACGAUGGUAAACGUGAAGGAGCUAUUUUGUUUUUUUGAACUAGUUAUUAACGGGAACCGGGUUCUUUCUUUCUCUGAGAAUCAAGUAAAGUAG
Molecule: messenger RNA, 1044 nt
Organism: Trypanosoma rangeli
Lineage: Eukaryota; Euglenozoa; Kinetoplastea; Trypanosomatida; Trypanosomatidae
Product: putative GTPase activating protein
Exons: 1
Coding region: 1-1044 (347 amino acids)
Source: RefSeq, a predicted model, not a curated record